Anopheles maculipalpis is the source of this 1148-nucleotide messenger RNA. RefSeq names its product mitochondrial import receptor subunit TOM40 homolog. Gene Ontology annotation, cellular component: mitochondrial outer membrane translocase complex; mitochondrial outer membrane. Lineage: Eukaryota; Metazoa; Arthropoda; Insecta; Diptera; Culicidae. The record is from RefSeq and is a predicted model, not a curated record. Gene Ontology annotation, molecular function: transmembrane protein transporter activity. Gene Ontology annotation, biological process: protein import into mitochondrial matrix.
AUGGAAAGCCUUUCAUCCCGGGAUGGUGUUUUGCUUUGCAGUUGGCACGUCGCCAUCUUAGCUGGCUGGAAAAUUCUCAUUCAUCAGUCUGUUUCUUUUUCAAAAACAAAAACACGCACACGUACACACAGACCCAGCAGGUGCCGCCACGCUAAGAUGAAGUUUGCUCCGUCGUGCGUACCGGAGCCGGAUUCACGGUACGGGGCCCGCUUUCCGUGGCCAUUCACGUGGACGUCGGGCGUCCGGCAACCGCCAUUGAACCCGGGCGAUAUGGCGAAUCUACACGAGCGCAUCAACCACCUGCGGCCGCUCUGGUUCGAAGGGUUCCAGCUGAACGUGUCGAAGAGCUGCGGCGUGAACCGAACGAUGGGUGCCAGCUGGAGCUUGAGCCACGUAACACCGACCGGUUUCCGGCUCGGUGGACACUUCCGGCGACGAUGCAGCGAUAGUGUGCUGACCACACCACUUGUAGCGUUCGAUGUGAAUCCGACUACGCUCUGUUCGAACCUCCUGUUCCUGUACCGGCCCGCCCGUUCGGUUGGGCUCGAGCUAGCGCUGCAGCUGCAGCCGGGCGAAACUCCGUUCGUGGAUGAAUUGUCGUUGCAGUACACAGGCCUUAGCCGGACGUCCACUGUACGGUGCAGUACGCCCGGCACGCCGGAUACGUACCGGGUCAGCGUGGAUCAUCUGGUCAGUCUGAACGAUCGGUUGUGCUUCGGGGUGGAAGUGCUGUGCGAGUGCUACCAUGGCACACACAACACCAAUGUGGCCUUUGCCGGACGAUACAACCGGGAAACGUACACGUUGGCCGCUACAAUUUCCCCGGAAGCGUUCGAUUUGAGUUACUGGCAAAAAGUGUCCAACACGCUGCAGAUGGGCUCGUCAAUGAUUGUGAACCAGCGACAGAACCGUGCGCUCGGUAGCGUCUGCUAUCGGCUGGAACACGCGGACACCGUCAUCCGUGGUUCGUUCGAUUCCGACUGGGCCAUCGGCUUCACGUAUGCCAGAAAGCUUACGCCGGCCGCAUUCACCGCCUGUUUGAGUUUGUUGUUUUGUGCGCCGAAAAACACGUUUCAGUGUGGAUUUCGGAUUGAUUUGGAUUCUAAUUUGCUGUGAGUGUCGCCGACUGCCAACGCCGCCACCAAUCA